Molecule: messenger RNA, 1305 nt
Organism: Fusarium sp. VM40
Lineage: Eukaryota; Fungi; Ascomycota; Sordariomycetes; Hypocreales; Nectriaceae
Source: the annotation of a GenBank genome assembly
AUGUCGCUCAAUCAGAAUACAGCUUCUGGCUCUGAUGCCAACACGCUGGCUGAUAUUGAGCACCAGAAUCCAGAAAAUCUCCCAGAAAAAGCACAAACGCAAGAUGAACCACCAGACGGAGGAAAGAUUGCAUGGUUACAAGUGUUAUUAACUCAAAUCGUCUUCUUCAACACUUGGGGCGUUGCCAACGGCUUUGGGAUAUUUCAACAGUACUACACUCAGACUCUAGACGAGACCGAAUCUACGAUAUCAUGGAUAGGAAGCGUCCAGGUCUUCUUUCUAUUCUCAGUCGGAGUCAUCGCAGGCCGACUGACAGAUGCUGGGUAUUUUCGAAUCGUCUUCUAUCUCGGCGUCUUUCUUCAAGUGUUCGGUCUCUUCAUGACCUCGCUUUCCACAACUUUCUGGCAGAUAUUCCUCUCGCAGGCUGUUUGUGUGGGAAUAGGAAAUGGCUUUACUUUCUGCCCGGCUCUGGCUGUGUUGUCUCAAUACUUCAAGAAGUACAGAGCUUUCGCUGUUGGAUUGGCAGCCGCUGGUGCAGCCAUUGGAGGCCUUGUCUACCCAGUGAUGAUCAACUGGCUUAUCUUCUACGAUAACGUUGGAUUUCCCUGGACGUUACGAACCAUGGGGUUUAUAAUGCUUGCCACAUAUGUUCCCUGUCUCAUCUGGCUCAAGCCUCGAGUAGCACCCCACCCAAGUGGUCCAUGGAUAGACACUUCGGCUUUCAAAGAGUUGCCCUUCAUGUUCUUCACUAUGAGCAUGUUUCUUAACUUCUGGGGUCUUUACUUUGCUUUCUUUUACCUGGGAACGUUUGCUCGCGACCAAGCUGGUAUUUCCGAGCCUAUCUACCUGCUGAUGAUCCUCAAUGGUGUGGGAAUCUUCGGACGUAUCAUGCCAAAUAUCAUCGCUGAUAAAUGGACUGGCCCCUUGAAUAUUCUGAUUCCCCUCAGUGUCUUGGCUAGUGUAUUGGUAUACUGCUGGAUGGCUAUAGAGAACGCUGCAGGACUCUACGUCUUUGCUGUGAUAUACGGGUUCGUCGCUGCAGCGUUACAGGCUCUCUUCCCAGCAGUCGCUACGCAAAUGACGCCUCACCCAAGCAAGACGGGGACAAGAGUAGGCAUGAUUCUUGGUAUGGUCAGCAUUGCGAAUCUUACUGGUCCGUUUAUCUGCGGCGAGCUCAUCAAGUCGGACGAUGGUAGUUAUCGAGGGGCUCAAAUAUUUGCCGGUUCUUCCAUUCUGCUGGGAGCUAUAAUGGCGUUGGCUUCGAGGAUUGCUAAGACAGGUUUUGUACUCAAGGCUAAAGCAUAG